This is a messenger RNA of Erigeron canadensis, 777 nucleotides long. Its product is annotated as craniofacial development protein 2-like. Gene Ontology annotation, biological process: chromatin remodeling. The transcript has 2 exons. The record is from RefSeq and is a predicted model, not a curated record. The coding region runs from base 1 to 777 and encodes 258 amino acids. Gene Ontology annotation, cellular component: nucleus. Lineage: Eukaryota; Viridiplantae; Streptophyta; Magnoliopsida; Asterales; Asteraceae. Gene Ontology annotation, molecular function: catalytic activity.
AUGACAAGAUAUAAGAGGAGAAGGUGUGGGACACAAUAUAUCUUUGGUUUGGAUGAAACUGAAAAAAUCACAACUGCUACUUACUUACUUACUUCAUUGUUUAAGCUGUCUCUAUCAAAUAAUUAUGUGAGGUCAUGUCCUUCUGAUUUAGGGGCGGGCAGGCAUAGGGGGGUUAAUGCUAGAGUAAAGAGAACCUUUAGGCUUAGAUUCGGGAGUUGGAAUGUAGGCACCCUUAAGGGAAAGUUUUUAGAGCUAGGAGAUGCCCUAUCUAGAUGUAAUGUAGACAUUGCAUGCUUUCAAGAAACUAGGUGGACGGGGAAAAGUACUAGAGAGGAGAACGGAUACAAGCUAUGGUACUCUGGAGCGCCUAAGUCGAUUAACGGAGUAGGGAUCAUCAUGACCGAACGACUUAAAGAUUUCGUUGUGCAAGUGGAAAGACACGGGGAUAGGUUGAUGUUGGUGAGAUUGGUGAUACAAGAGGAGACAAUAAACGGGAUCAGCGCGUAUGCUCCCCAGUCGGGCCAGAAAGCGGGAGAGAAGAAGAGUUUUUGGGACUCUCUGGAUGAACUUGUGAGGAGUUGCCCUGUUGACCAACGACUAGUGUUAGGAGGAGACUUAAACGGGCAUAUAGGAGUAGAGUCAGACGGCUACGCGGGUGUACACGGGGGAUUAGGCUUUGGAGUGAGGAACGAUGAGGGUCGCACGAUAUUGGAGUUUGCUACUGCACACGAUCUGGUUAUUGCAAACUCGUUUUCCGAAAGAGGGAUUCUCAGCUGA